Molecule: messenger RNA, 1934 nt
Organism: Onychostoma macrolepis
Lineage: Eukaryota; Metazoa; Chordata; Actinopteri; Cypriniformes; Cyprinidae
Product: endonuclease domain-containing 1 protein-like
Exons: 2
Coding region: 8-1393 (461 amino acids)
Molecular function (GO): hydrolase activity; metal ion binding; nucleic acid binding
Source: RefSeq, a predicted model, not a curated record
UCACAUCAUGUUUGUUCCGGCUCUGCUCACCUGUAUUGUGCUGAGAGCAUUCAGUGCUCAGGCAAAAGUGCUCACAGGUUUUGAUGAGUGUAAAGGGUUCUUUUACAAAGACACUGAACCGAGAGGAAUAGGUCAGAAUGGCAAACAGAUUUGUCAGAAUCUGGAACAUGGAGGUUUUUAUUAUGCUACGCUGUACUCAGUUCAUCACAGGAUCCCCUUCUACAGCGCUUACACAUUGGACCCUGAAUGCUCAAGCACCGCUGGAAGGACAGAAAACUGGCACGUCGAGCCACAGAUUUCCCAACCUGAAUCCCAAACUGAUUACAUGGUCCGAGAGAAGGACUCUGAUGGAAAGAUGAUUAAGAGAUAUCAAGCCAUCAGCAGUGACUAUAGAGACACCAGAUAUGAUCGCGGACCCCUGAACCCCAGCAGCUUUCACUGCGAAGAAGGCUCUACGGCAGCGUUCACGCUGACCAAUGCUGCACCUAUAGAUGCAGGCUUUAACCGUAUCCACUGGAAGAACUUGGAGAGCAUGCUGAGAAGCUUCUUAAGAAGCAGGAUUGACAGUGAUGGUGGUUUUGCAACAGUCUACAUCGUCACAGGGACGGUACCCGAUGCGAGUCUACGGAUACCACAGAGGGAAAUCCCUGAAGAGUCUGAAAGGGUGACGGUGCCCUCUCACAUCUGGACGGCCGUCUGCUAUAAACACCGCAGUGAUGACACAAAGUCUUUCUCCUUCGGCUAUGUGGGAGAAAACCAGCCUGAAGGUGGCAUACGCCUGAUGAGAGUCACAGACCUGAACCAUGAGCUCAGCAGACUCUACAGUAAUCAGUCAAUUAACAUUUUUGUUGGUGAUUGUUUUGGUGACAGUGAUAAAUUAAAUGAGGUUCAGGGUAUGUUUGACAAAUUAAUGAAUCUGCCAGUGAACCAAGGAGACCAAAUGACCACAGAUGUGCAGAACGUGUCUCGCCGGCUGAAAAGGGCUGUCAGAAGCUACCAGCACUCACACCUCACAGUUGAAGGGUACUGGUGCAGGCUUGAUCACCCAUGUGACACACACGGUGAGGACUACUACUGGUGCUGGAUCGGUUACGGGAUCUUUUUCGACAACUGGGACUACUGCAGCCCUCCACUGUUGGGAACUAGAGCUAAAAACGGGCUGUACUGCCGCAGCAACCAUGCCUGUUCCACAUAUGGUUCAGGAUACAAGUGGUGCUACACAGAUGAUGGCGAUGAAGACAUGUGCUGUGUUUCUGAUGACUGCUUCUCAGCUGUGAAUGACAAGAGAUGCAUGUCUAAUCACCGCUGUGGCUACCAUGGCUAUAGUUACCUGUGGUGUUACACGGAUGAUGAAGACAACUGGGAUUACUGUUGCAAACACUGUGAUCAUUAGGGUUACGGUGUUUAUUACAAUUAAUACCAAAGCAUUACUUUGAUAAGUUCUGUACAUGGAGCACUUACUAACCUAGAAACAAAUAAAAUACAAUAAUUUUAACAAAUUCUAACAAAAUUAAGAUUUUCCUUAAUAAGGAUUCCUUAUAGCAACCUUAUAUUUGUUGUGUUUUACUUUUUUAAAUUCAUUCAUUUGAAUCAUUUAUCAUUUAAUUAUUCCAUUUAAUCAGUUAAAAUAAUAAACAUUAAAGUCAUUUAUAAAGUCAUUUCAUUUAUUCACUUUUUGAUUAGUCACUUGUAUUGUUUUAUUUUGUUAUUUUUUUCCAUUGUUGUAAUCUUAUGGUUGUGUGGUUUCAAGCGAUAUUUGUCUUUAUGAGGAGGAGAUAAAAGAAGGUCUACGAUUCAAGCUCACAUGCAGAACAAUGUUGUGAAGCAGUAAUUUUCCAUUGCUAUUGCUUGUGGUAUAAUAACACUUGUUGGAUUUGUGCUGGUCAGACAAAAUCUGAGCAUUGGAACAUACACAACUAUGAUUAUUCAAUAAA